AUGAGAUGCAAUAAGCGCAUUCCCUACAAUAACACCAUUACAGUCUCAUCACACAAGAAGCCAAUCUCGUCACACAAGAAGCCAAUCUCGUCACACAAGAAGCCAGGGUCGUCACGAAGUAGCAAAGAUCUACCACAAACUCACCAGAGAGCAUUCUGCCCGCCAUACAGCGACGACGAGGAUAUUGGGUCUUGUGUAAUGGCAUCUGAUGACCAUGAAGCGGGAUAUAUGCACAACCACCGAAUUUCGCCUGCUGUGAAGGGAAGCACUGUGUAUAGCCAAGAUACUAAAAGUGGGUCAAAUGCGCUGCCAGGAAGCGCUGAGAAUGCAGCUUUCCAGAAAAGGGUGCUGACAUUGCUACAUUCCAUCAGAUAUGAGGUUCAAGAUAUUUCAAGCCAACUAAGUCACAGUCUAUCAAAGUUGAGCAUCCACAAAGAUGUGGACGAGCACGAGAAGCUUUUUGAGGAGCCUAUAAAUAACCUGGACGACUUUGUGGAGUUCGACAACCAGCUGCGAAAUAACAAACAGAAGCAGACCGAAGUGCGUACAUUCCUGGCAAUGUUUGGAGGCCGUGGCACUGCAGACCACGUGGCACGAAUCCUGUCUCGUGUUAUCACGAAUGACCUUGCCACAGAAUUCAGCUGGUUUGGCGCAAGGGGGAAAAGAUCGUUCAAAGACCUUGCAUUCGCAGACCUACUUUGUGAGUCCAUCAGAUCUUCACUGCCAAAGGACAAGCAGAACACAACGUUCAAGGAUAUUGAAGAUGCAGUGAAAUCAUGGCUACGUCAUGCAAAAGAAAGGAAGGACAGGCAGGCAGAAAAGACGAGCAAAGGGGGGGUCAUCCACGAUCUUCAUGCAUGGAAAGAAGAAAUGCAGAAGGCAGCCAAGAGCCACUUUACAAAACGCACAGGAGCAAAAAUAUUGAAAGAGAAGAACAUCAAAGGAGAAAGGUUCAUCAGACCACAAGGUUCCGUCAUGCGUUGGGACACCUGCCUUGAUGAUUCGUCUGCAAUGUUCCAAACUGACAAUGUUGUAGGACAUAACGGGACGUGUGCUUCGGGGCCUCCCACAAUAUCGGUCAUGAUCAGAGCCAACAAUUAA
Molecule: messenger RNA, 1101 nt
Organism: Ornithodoros turicata
Lineage: Eukaryota; Metazoa; Arthropoda; Arachnida; Ixodida; Argasidae
Exons: 10
Coding region: 1-1101 (366 amino acids)
Source: RefSeq, a predicted model, not a curated record